AUGCCCGGCGAUAGUAGCCAGGGCAGUACUCCCGGUAGGGUACAGGAUUUCCUCCGAUCCUCAUCACAGUAUCCAAUGCAGUUGAACCCGCUGCAACGGCCGUUGAACCACAACGUGAAGCCCGCAGGGUUUCAAGUCGCGCUACAGAGCCCCGACUUCUUUGAUCCGAAUGCAUAUCUGCAGCGCCCUGCAUUUCAAGAGAAUAUGAGUCCCCGGUAUGCACAGCAUCCGACUCACCCGCAAAGUCAGGGCUAUGCACAGGGUCAGCAAUAUCCUCAGAGCCCGGCAUACUCUCAAGAUCAGUCAUUUUCUCCAAACUCAUUCUUCUACCCGCACCAGGCUCCCCAAUCCCCGGGAAUGAACAUGCCUAGUCUUGGAUAUUGUGUCCCCCAUUCAUCGCCCGAUACGAUUCUCGUCAAUCCUCAAGAGCUGCUCGUCAACGCUGGUAGGCCUUCCUCUGGGGGCUUAGAUGAGCUAGUGGAUUUUGACGAUAAUCCUAGUGCAGCGUCCUUUUAA
This is a messenger RNA of Penicillium manginii, 516 nucleotides long. RefSeq lists its product as uncharacterized. The transcript has a single exon. Bases 1 to 516 code for a protein of 171 amino acids. Lineage: Eukaryota; Fungi; Ascomycota; Eurotiomycetes; Eurotiales; Aspergillaceae. The record is from RefSeq and is a predicted model, not a curated record.